Schizosaccharomyces cryophilus OY26 is the source of this 1777-nucleotide messenger RNA. RefSeq names its product U3 snoRNP-associated protein Rrp9. Gene Ontology annotation, molecular function: snoRNA binding; protein binding. The record is from RefSeq and is a predicted model, not a curated record. Gene Ontology annotation, cellular component: small-subunit processome. The transcript has a single exon. Bases 61 to 1605 code for a protein of 514 amino acids. Lineage: Eukaryota; Fungi; Ascomycota; Schizosaccharomycetes; Schizosaccharomycetales; Schizosaccharomycetaceae.
UUUUCUUAGUAUCUUAAGAAGUAGUUUAGUACAAAACUUUCAGGAAUCCGAGAAAAAGCCAUGUCGGACCCUUUUUUCACGCGUCCGGAACAUAGAAAGAGAAAAGCGAGGAAUGCAGCACCAAAGAAAUCGGCUGCAGCAAAAAAAAAGCCACAAAAUGAACCAAAAGAUGAGGAUUUAGCAUCUAUAUCUUCAGAGUCAGAUGUAGAAAGGGAACAAUACGAUCCAGACGAAGAAAAUGAAGAUGCUCGAGAAAAUGCUGCUGAGAAGCGAUUGAGAAUUGCUAAAGACUAUUUGGACCAAAUAAAAAAUGAGAUUGGUGAAGACGUCGGUUUCAAUGCAGAAGACGUAGAUCGCGAGUUGCUCUCUGAGCGGUUGCAAGAAGAUGUUUUGGAAAAACAAGGAAAAAUGUAUUUAGAUUAUGCAACUCGAAUUGAGCCUUCCGUUCAAUACACUUGCACACAACUGCGUGGCCGACACUCGAAGCCUCUCGUUGGUCUUGUUAUGAAUGAAAAGUAUUUAUACAGUGCUGAUAAAUCAGGCUUAGUUCAAAAAUGGCAAAUUGUUAAUGAAGAUGCCGAAGAUAGCACGAAUUCGACGUCCGAACUGAAGCUGAGGCCUGUUCGAUUUUCUGUUCCCCAGGGAGGCGACCAUGACCAUGUGGCAGAGAUUACAUGUUUGGCAAUCAGUAAUAAUGGCCAAUGGGUAGUGACGGGUGGCCUUGACCAUCGUAUUGUUGUACGAGACGCCGAAACAUUGACUGCUCGGUAUUGCUGGAAACAUCAUCGAGAUGUGAUAUUGUCUUUGGCGUUUCGAAAAGGAUCAAACGAAAUGUUCAGUGCAGCUGCCGAUCGUUCCAUCAAAGUAUGGUCCUUGGACUCAAUGAGCUAUGUCGAAACCUUGUUUGGACAUCAAGAUAUAGUUUACGACGUUGAUGCGUUCUCCCAAGAGCGCUGUAUUUCAGUUGGUGGUCGAGACCGUAGUAGUAGAUUGUGGAAAAUAGUUGAGGAAUCACAACUCGUUUUUCGAAGCGGUGGUAACUCGGUCAAGAUGACAGGUGGAUAUAUGGAAGGCAGUGUGGACUGUGUCACCAUGGUAGAUGAAAACAAUUUUAUUACAGGUAGUGAUAAUGGAGUUCUUGCUCUAUGGUCUUUACAAAGGAAAAAGCCAGUUUAUACUUACCCUUUGGCACAUGGAUUAGAUACCCCGUUGGCUCCUGAACGGCAAUCUGCGGAAAAGACACCAGCAGAUAGCUCAACUCCUCCACAACCACGAUGGAUUACUUCGUUGAGAGCUUUGCCGUAUGCAAACUUAUUUGUCUCGGGUUCAUGGGAUGGAACUAUACGAUUAUGGAAGAUUGCCGACGGACUUCGUUCGUUCGAGCCUGUUGAGUUGGAGAAACCUUUGACAACAAAAAGCAUUAUAAACUCUUUGUCGCUUUCUCUUCGAGGAAGAAAGGGUCAUGAACAAUUAUUGGUUUUGGCUGCCUGUGGUCGGGAACUUCGCUAUGGACGCUGGAAGAAUAUUCGAAAUGUGGCCAAUCGUGGAUAUGUCUUCCAAAUUCCUUUGAAACCUGCUCUGCAGAUGUCGAACGGAACCGCAUGAGCGUAAACAAAAAAAUAAGCGCGUAAGCUAGGUACUGGUUUUGUUUUGUAUAAAAAAAGAGUCUUAUAAUCUCUCUACAAUAAUGUAUGGAUUGGAAAAUCGGUUGGAUUGUUAAUGAGUACAAUAAAAUUUUUGUAUGUUUUGGAGAAAUAAAACACUGUAAAGGUGUCUG